Messenger RNA from Staurois parvus, 337 nucleotides. The record is from the annotation of a GenBank genome assembly. NCBI's taxonomy places the organism in Eukaryota, Metazoa, Chordata, Amphibia, Anura, Ranidae.
UAUGUGAAAUGGCUUGAUACAGUAAUGUAAUCCUAACAGAUUACAAUGUAUUGUGUGUAUGUCAAAUUUUAACUUUUUUGAAUCUCCCGCCGGUUCUUCCCCCCUACGUCCCGACGCUGUCAGGGAACAGAAGACGGAUGCCGGCAGCGGCCGGAGGACACAGCAGGAGGACAUCCCAGAACAAGGGAUUGCAGGAGAAGCACUAUAGAGUAAUCCCGAGUGUGGCUCGGGGUAUUCCCCAGAGUAGCUCGGGGUAAAGUUUCAGCACCACAAGCGGUAACCCCGAGCUACACUCGGGCUUACCAUGUGGCGUUGUUGUUCCAGGAUCUCUUCUUCA